UGCAAACGACGUAUCCCAUGACCAUCCUAUCAUGCCUGGGACAGCAUUUGUCAACAUUACAUGUCAGAGCACUCCAAAAUGGCGGAUCGUGAAAAGGACCCAGAGAAUGAAGACGACACAUGCGAGGUGAUCUACCUGACAGAAUAUGCCAGACGUCAACAAUGGUGGGGCCGCCUAUUUGGUGGGAACAAUUCGGGUCCUAUGUCUGAGAAGUAUUCGGUGGCCACACAAAUAGCACUGGGGGGAGUGAGUGGCUGGUGUGCAGGAUAUCUUUUCCAGAAGGUGGGGAAGAUUGCAGCCACCGCUGUAGGUGGAGGUUUCCUGUUAUUACAGAUAGCCAACCACAGUGGCUAUGUGCAGGUGGACUGGAAGAGAGUGGAAAAGGAUGUCAACAAAGCCAAGAGACACCUGAAGAAGAAUGCUGACAGGGCUGUACCAGAGUUUAACUCACUUAUUGACCAGGUAGCCCACUGUAGCUGUCCACAGAGUUUGUGAAGACAAAUGUAAUCAUCACCAGUGGAUUCUUUGGAGGCUUUUUGCUUGGUCUGGCAUCCUAAGAUAUAAAAAUAGAGACCUGCAGUUUAUUAAGACUUUUUUUUGAGAGGUCUUGUCUGUCGUGCCCUUCUUAAAUGGUGGUGGGAAAAACAAGAACAGAUGCACAAUAUAUCAAAAUGAGCCAAAGUGUAAUUACACAAACCACAAAAGGGUAGUGCACUUGUAAAUACUCUGUUAUGUGUACCUACAGUUACACAAUACCUACCCAUGUAUGUACCAUGUAAAUGCUAAAUGCUUGGUUUUAGUGCCACUUGAAACUGUAACCAAGAUUUUCUGCUUCUCCACCGAAUAAACAAAACCAUGUUUCUUGUCAGGCUUCAGCUCUGAUUCAAGAAAAUCGGGCGUGACCUAAAAGGAAUCAGUGGGUCUUGUGGGAAAUACUGGUCUACAAAACAGUCCAUCAACACUCUGUAAGAGCACACAGGUGUUGUGAUCCUGUACAUGGGAUCUAGUGGUCCUGUCCCACUCAGACUCAUGUAUUCAUCAUAUGAAAAGAUAGAAACAUACACUCAUUCAAUUGCUUUGAGCGGGUGCUGGAGAUCAAAGUGUGUACGUACAUGUAUGUAAAACGGAUAGGAAGACGCCACAAGUCGCUCUGGAUAAGAGCGUCUGCUAAAUGACUUAAAUGUAAUGUAACAUUGCAAUCUAAGCUGUAUUUAUUGAGAUCGACCUUUGGGGUCCAUCAGACUCCCAUGCAUCCCGUAGAAGUAUACGUACAGUGUACUGUUGCAUUGAUUACAGGUACACACCUUAUUGGGUUGUAAUUCUGGACCUUAUUGAUUACAUUUGGGUCCAGUUCUUUUCCAGUUCAUUUGUUUAUAUUGUUAUUUUUGUCAAUAGUCCUACACCGCUAGUAUACUCAAGUCAUGCAGUGCAUCAUGUUGCUCAGGAAACUAUGCAUGACAUGUCAUUUUCAUUGUAUGCAUUAAUUCUUCAGUCACGUUAUAUUGAGUGAUUUAGGAUUACUAUGACAAUAUAUUAUUUUGUCUUUACAAGCAGUGCAAUAUUUGCUUAGAGGUAGUGUAGCCUCUUCUCUUUCACAGAAAAGCUAUUUACCUUUGUUAUUGAAUGACAGUGUUGUUGUACUUUGUGUAUAUAUCCUUAAUAAAGGACAAUGCAGCAAU
This is a messenger RNA of Oncorhynchus gorbuscha (pink salmon), 1679 nucleotides long. RefSeq names its product FUN14 domain containing 1 (gene fundc1). Gene Ontology annotation, biological process: autophagy of mitochondrion. NCBI's taxonomy places the organism in Eukaryota, Metazoa, Chordata, Actinopteri, Salmoniformes, Salmonidae. The transcript is spliced from 5 exons. Gene Ontology annotation, cellular component: mitochondrial outer membrane. Bases 61 to 495 code for a protein of 144 amino acids. The record is from RefSeq and is a predicted model, not a curated record.